Molecule: messenger RNA, 933 nt
Organism: Thyridium curvatum
Lineage: Eukaryota; Fungi; Ascomycota; Sordariomycetes; Thyridiales; Thyridiaceae
Exons: 3
Coding region: 1-933 (310 amino acids)
Source: RefSeq, a predicted model, not a curated record
AUGCAGAAAGCCAAACAAGCCGUCCAUGACUUCAUCUCCCAAGAUGGAAAGCACACGACCACCGUCCACGAGGACUCCCGCAAGGCUGUUACGGAGGAACACGUCCAGCCAGAGAGGCUCGAGAACGUGACAACUGCUGUGGACAAAGAGGUUCAUCAGGAUCACCAUCACACCACUGUUCAGCCUAUCAAGCACAAGGAGGUCCUGCCUGAGAAGCACACCCACAAUGUUGCCCCUGUCGAGCACAAGACCUUCGAGCAUGGAAACAAGGACCACGUCCGUUCCACCCUCGAGCGCGAUGCAGCUAAAUACAAAUACACCAGCGUUACGCACGACACUAAACACACCUCUACAACAGCUCCCGUCGUGGAGGGACAGCACACCCACCACCACGUUCACGAGCACAUCCAGCCGGUCAUUCAGAAGGAGACGGUGGCCCCCCAGGUGGUUCACACCACCAUUCCAGUCCACGAGACGCACCAUGCCGGAGCCGUGCACCAUGGCAUCUCCAUCCUGCCUGCCAAGACCCUAGACGAGUUCAAGAAUGACAGACCCUUGGAAGGUCACAGUCUGCGCAAGGUCGCCGAAUACGAGGGCUGCCCUACGAACUACGAGGGAGGCCAUCAGCGUGAGACGCUCGAGGGGGACAAGAACAUGCACAUGCAUACCCAGAACCCCAAGGCUAGCCGCACUGCCGGCCUCGGCUCGGAAACUGGUCAUCACAACCGAGAGGCGAUUGGUGGUGCUACAACUACAUCUAGCUCUGGUCUGAACGAGAACAAGACGCACAUGAGAUCCGAUCUCGAUGGCCGUACUGACCAGGGCCACACAACCACUGGGGGUUUGCAAGGCACCAAGAAGGUCUCACUUGGGGAUAAACUCAAUCCUUUCAAAGACGCCGACGGCGAUGGAAAGAAGGGAUUCAUGGAUUGA